AUGACAGCAGAGGAUGGUGCAACCAACAGCGAAGAGGAAGAAACGGCUGAUAAUGCUUUAUUGACUUUUGGUCUACCAUCGAAUUAUCUACCUGGAAUGGAUCUACCAAGCAAACGCGUGCUAAAAGCCCAAACAACUAUCGACAUGAUUAUGCGGUCUCUGCUGGAUGUUUCGAACGGCACCUAUUGUAGCUCGGGCACCGAAUGGAAUAACGGCAUGCGAUGCGAUGUCCUUUAUACACCACGAUUGAGCAUUCACACUUCAUUGCCACCUGUCUUGAUUGAAGUCCAACGAAAGAUAAACGAUGCAUUUAUCAGAAGAAUCAUCCAGUAUUGCUUGAGCGUUACCAACAUUUACCCAAACCACCCGUUGCCUAUUGUUUUGAUCUUUUGUGUCGACAAGGCUUCAGCUCGAAACCUUUCGACAAAGUUCGAGUCUUGUGAUGAGAAGCCUUGGCUUAAGCAGUUUCCAUGCACUGGAUGGGCCACCAAUUGUUAUCUUGUAUCGAACGACGCCCCUGAUGAUGACCGUAUUCUCGAUCCACUACACGCCGUAUCAUUGUUUUUCUCAGAGCAACAACCCGCUUUACACUCGCACUCGCACGCACACGAUAGCACCAUCAAGAGUUUAUACAAGCUCAUUAUGACGUUAUGUGAGGAGGAUGAGACCUACAAAGACAAUUUUCUAAAGACGAUCAACGAUGUUUGUGACACGCAUGAAACGCUCUACCAUCGCAUAUAUGACGCGAUCAAAGAUAUCCCAGGAACACGCAAAGCAUGCAAGAUCGUUGAACGUGCACGCCAAUACAACACCAAAGUGAAGCGAAAAUUCAGCAUGGUUGAGACUGAUAGCGAUUCAUCAUUGGAACUUCCAGCAAAACUUCCCAUGGUAUCCAAAGCUACCGAAGCUUCUGCAACACCAGAGCAAGAAAUAGCCUUUAUUCGUCAUUAUCGCAAAAAUUUGAUUGGCAAGAUGAAUUGGAAUGAUUGCUUGACGCGGGGCCAUGCUGAAGGAUUGUUCAAGCGGUAUUCAACUGGCAACAGCUUGCGAGCUAACUUUGGAAGUCGUAUCAAGAAUCAAUAA
Messenger RNA from Lichtheimia ornata, 1083 nucleotides. RefSeq lists its product as uncharacterized. The coding region runs from base 1 to 1083 and encodes 360 amino acids. The transcript is spliced from 2 exons. The record is from RefSeq and is a predicted model, not a curated record. NCBI's taxonomy places the organism in Eukaryota, Fungi, Mucoromycota, Mucoromycetes, Mucorales, Lichtheimiaceae.